AAGGUGGAGAGAGACGAGAAGCCGCCGAGAGCCGACCACUCUCCGGGCCCGGUCUGUCUGUCCGUGGUGGUUCUAAGCCUCAUCUGUAUCCUGUAUUGUAAUGGCGUGAAGGAAAGCCAUGGCAGAUUUCCAGCCUGGUGAUGCUGUACAGAACACAGGUGGCCUGCUUCCAUGCCUCCUCAGCUUCAAGAAACUAGAAUGAACCGAAGCAUUCCUGUGGAGGUCGAUGAAUCAGAACCAUACCCAAGUCAGUUGCUGAAACCAAUCCCAGAAUAUUCCCUGGAAGAGGAAUCAGAACCACCUGCUCCAAAUACAAGGAACAUGGCACCCAACAGCUUGUCUGUACCCACAACGCCUCACAACUCCUCCAGGGACUUUUCUCAAGCUCACGCAACCCUGAAGCUUGCAAAUCACCCGCGGCCUGUAUCCCAGCAGGUCACCUGCCUGCGCGCUCAAGUUCUGGAGGACAGUGAAGACAGCUUCUGCAGGAGACACCCAGGCCCAGGCAAAGCUUUCCCGUCUGGGUGCUCUGCAGUCAGCGAGCCCGAGUCUGAGUCUGUGGUUGGAGUCCUCCCUGCAGAGCAUCAGUUUUCAUUUAUGGAAAAACGUAAUCAAUGGCUGGGAUCUCAGCUUUCAGCAGCUUCUCCUGACACUGGCCAUGACUCAGACAAAUCAGACCAAAGUUUACCUAAUGCCUCAGCAGACUCCUCGGGCAGUAGCCAGGCGAUGGUACAGCGGCCCCAGCCUCACAGGAACCGAGCAGGCCUGGAUCUGCCAACCAUAGACACGGGAUAUGAUUCCCAGCCCCAGGAUGUCCUGGGCAUCAGGCAGCUGGAAAGGCCCCUGCCCCUCACCUCCGUGUGUUACCUCCAGGACCUCCCCAGACCUCUCAGGUCCAGGGAGUUCCCUCAGUUUGAACCUCAGAGGUAUCCAGCAUGUGCACUGCCUCCCAAUCUUUCCCCACAUGCUCCAUGGAACUAUCAUUACCAUUGUCCUGGAAGUCCCGAUCACCAGGUGCCAUAUGGCCAUGACUACCCUCGAGCAGCCUACCAGCAAGUGAUCCAGCCGGCUCUGCCUGGGCAGCCGCUGCCUGGAGCCAGUGUGAGAGGCCUGCACCCUGUGCAGAAGGUUAUCCUGAAUUAUCCCAGCCCCUGGGACCAAGAAGAGAGGCCCGCACAGAGGGACUGCUCCUUUCUGGGGCUUCCAAGGCACCAGGAACAGCUGCAUCACCAGCCACCUAAUAGAGCUGGCACUCCUGGGGAGUCCUUGGAGUGCCCUGCAGAGCUGAGACCACAGGUUCCCCAGCCUCCGUCCCCAGCUGCUGUGCCUAGACCUCCUAGCAACCCUCCAGCCAGAGGAACUCUAAAAACAAGCAAUUUGCCAGAAGAAUUGCGGAAAGUCUUUAUCACUUAUUCGAUGGACACAGCUAUGGAGGUGGUGAAAUUCGUGAACUUUUUGUUGGUAAAUGGCUUCCAAACUGCAAUUGACAUAUUUGAGGAUAGAAUCCGAGGCAUUGAUAUCAUUAAAUGGAUGGAGCGCUACCUUAGGGAUAAGACCGUGAUGAUAAUCGUAGCAAUCAGCCCCAAAUACAAACAGGAUGUGGAAGGCGCUGAGUCGCAGCUGGACGAGGAUGAGCAUGGCUUACAUACUAAGUACAUUCAUCGAAUGAUGCAGAUUGAGUUCAUAAAACAAGGAAGCAUGAAUUUCAGAUUCAUCCCUGUGCUCUUCCCAAAUGCUAAGAAGGAGCAUGUGCCCACCUGGCUUCAGAACACUCACGUCUACAGCUGGCCCAAGAAUAAAAAAAACAUCCUGCUGCGGCUGCUGAGAGAGGAAGAGUAUGUGGCUCCUCCACGGGGGCCUCUGCCCACCCUUCAGGUGGUUCCCUUGUGACACUGUUCAUCCCCAGAUCACUGAGGCUAGGCCAUGUUUGGGGCCCUGUUCUGACAGCAUUCUAGCUGAGGCUGGUCGGUAGCACUCCUGGCUGGUGUUUUCUCUGUUCCUCCCCGAGAGGCCCUCUGGCCCCCAGGAAACCUGUUGUGCAGAGUUCUUCCCCGGAGACCUCCACAUACCCUGGCUUUGAAGUAGAGUCUGCGGCUGCUCUGCAUUCUCUGCUUUUAAAAAACCCAUUGCAGGUGCCAGGGUCCCACAUGUUCCUCCUGACAGUUUGAUGUGUCCAUUCUGGGCCGCUCAGUGCUUAGCAAGUAGAUAAUGCAAGGGAUGUGGCAGCAAAUGGAAAUGACUACGAACACUCUCCUAUCACUUCAGGCUACUUUUAUGAGUUAGCCAGAUGCUUGUAUAUCCUCAGACCAAACUGAUUCAUGUACAAAUAAUAAAAUGUUUACUCUUUUGUAA
Molecule: messenger RNA, 2352 nt
Organism: Mandrillus leucophaeus (drill)
Lineage: Eukaryota; Metazoa; Chordata; Mammalia; Primates; Cercopithecidae
Gene: TRAF3IP2
Product: TRAF3 interacting protein 2
Exons: 10
Coding region: 172-1890 (572 amino acids)
Biological process (GO): positive regulation of canonical NF-kappaB signal transduction; humoral immune response
Source: RefSeq, a predicted model, not a curated record